AUGUCAGAGGUCAAGGACGACUUCAGGCGAGCUAUGCAUAAUGGUGUGAAGGAGAGGGAGAAAUGGUGCAAGGCGUUCGAGAAAAACCCGAAGAAAGCGUUGAAGAACAAAGUUGGUGAUGAUGCAACGGGCAUCCAUGACGAGACUGCGAGCGAUGCCGUAGAGAGCGAGGCCCUCAGCAGGAGUCGAAAGGCGGGGAGAGAGAGCAGCGGCGAGAUGUCCAACUCAACGUCGUAA
Dichomitus squalens LYAD-421 SS1 is the source of this 237-nucleotide messenger RNA. RefSeq lists its product as uncharacterized. The record is from RefSeq and is a predicted model, not a curated record. Lineage: Eukaryota; Fungi; Basidiomycota; Agaricomycetes; Polyporales; Polyporaceae. Bases 1 to 237 code for a protein of 78 amino acids. The transcript has 2 exons.